GUGGUGUUGGAGGGGGUGGUGCAGACAGUGUGUGUUGUGACGCCGUGCGGGCCUGUUCUUCUCCCCUGGUUGUGGGUUGGCUCACACCCCCCUAUUGUUCUCCUCUUACCCCCGAUUCUCGCAGUAUAGAUGUCCCUGAGUGGGGAGGAGCAGGAGCUGCGCUGUGUCUUGAGUUGGUUUACUAAUUGGGAAGACCAACAGAAAGAGCAGUUCCUCUCUGUGUUGGUAGAGAAAGCUGUGCCACCUGAUAUAGAUCAGCUGUUUCAAGGCCUGGAUCAGUUAAACCUCAACACAAGCUGUCAGUCGGUGAUUCAGUGUCAGUUACGCCUCUUCUCCCAAUGGUUUGAUGCAUGGACUUGUCAUCAUCGCAAUCUACUGUUAUUCAACCUUCAUCUUGAAGACCCCAGAUUUGUAGACAAGUUCCAUACUAUAGUCAAUCAGAAAUAUUCCACUGGAAACUAACUAUUAUUUACAAGUGUAAAUAAUAUGAAAUACAGUACUGUAUCUAAAUUAUAUAUUAACAAAUUUUAGCCACUGUUCUUGAUCAUUUGGGAAAACCAAUUUACUGUAGAUCAGUAAUCAAGCAACAUGCCACAACAACAUACAACUGUUGAUCAAGUGAACUUCCUUGGUCAGUGGUUCUUUACUUGGUCUGAGAUGCAGAGAGAAGACUUCUUGCCAAUUCUUGUGCAAGCUUACCACCCGAAAGACCACAUCAAUGGCCUUCUUGGGGGAAUUGAUUCUUUGCAUGUCCAAGGUAGAAGACCAUCCCUCUUUGACUGUCAGGUAAAGUUGUUCCAUGAAUGGUUUGGCACUUGGACAGAAAAUGAUCGAAAUCGCCUUCUUGAGCACUUGAGAGAGAUUGACCCUGACUUUAUGACACAGUUUGACAAGAAGGUUGAUGGUGAAGCGUGCCAGGAAGACAUAGUUGCUCAGCCAGAGUGUGCUGAAGAAAGUCAGAAUCCACCCAGUUCUGCCAGCUCUCCUCCGAGUACACUGCCUCGAUCACACAGUCCUCAUGACUCGGGGUUAGACGAGCCACCAAGUGAUAGUGACCACACUGAGCCACACAGCAUAGACUCUUGUCAUGAUAGUGAAAAUGUGUUAUCAUCCAGUUCCCAGGCAACAAAUGAUGCUCUGCCAUCUUCUGCAGCUAAGUCUGGUUUAAAUUGUGGUCAACAGAGUGCUGUCAGUCAAGAUGAAACCUUCAAGGUAGAAAGUUUGGUUAAUGGUUCCAGCGAGCCUGUGAGGCAGCUUUCACCACUGGAAGAGCUAGCAACUACAGCAGAAAAUGCAUUGGCAGAGAAGUAACUUGUUAAUAUUUUUAUAUCGUAUUUAAAAUUUAUAGGAAUUUGUUUAUUUUUUUAGCAAUUGACUUAAACUGGGUUAUUUUCAAACCAGAUUUAGAGAGCACUAACUUUUGUCAUGCAGAUUCAGUAUUAGACUGUUAUUUACCUACUGAUGAUGUAUCUGCAAUGUUUUAUGGUUAAGAGAGACUCACAAUGGUAUGAACGAUAGACCGAUGGUCUCGCUUCAUGCAGUUCAGCAUUCACUCCCCGACCAUCCAAGUGGUUGGGCGCCAUUCCUAACCCCUGUCCUAUCCCAAAUCCUUAUCCAGAUCCCUUCCAAGUGCUAUAUAGUCUACUGGCUUGGCACUUUCUCCUGAUAAUUGCCUUACCUUCUCACAAUGAGUGUUCAUAAUCAUUAUGAGUACUGAUGAUAUACACAUCUGUAAUGUUAGUGUCUCUGAGAGUAUUGUUCAGAAUGCAGCUAUGUAAGGCACUUGGACAGAUAUGAAUGAAAUUCUUAUUCAUAGUAUAGUACUGUAUAUUGAUUUAUAUUGAAUUUAAUAUUCAAAAAUUAUUUAAAUUCUUUGAAAACUUUGUUGUUGAAACAAGAUUUGUUUCUAAUUUUCUCUUCUGCAGCUUAACUAUUUUCCAUAUAGUAGGUUAAUGAAUAACAGGUGCCUGUAUUGCACUACUGUACUGUAUAUUAAAAAGAACCAGUUGUACUAGAAUUUUCACUUUUUUAAUAAAUAGUAUUAAAAUAUGUCCAACUACUUAUAAGUAAGUAAUAAUAUUGCUAUAUUCCAUGGAUCAAGUGCUAUUCCAUGGAUCGAGUGGUAUUCCAUGGUUCAAAUAGAUUCCCAUUGAUCAAAUGGUAUCGUAUUGGUUAAGUGGUUUCCAUGAUUAUAAGGCCAUAACUGGUGCGAGGUAUUUAUAACUGAGCAUGACUCAAAGCUGGUCUCAAUUUUUGUUAUUAUUAUUAAUUUAGAUACAUUACAAUUUAUAAUACAUUUCAAGAUUUGAGCAUUAAAUGUAUAUUUUGAUAAAAAUGCGUAGCUGAUAAUGCAAAUAUGAAAUUUUUCUUUAUAUAAGUCACUAUAUGCUGUACAUGCAAUAAAUGGGAUAAUGGGC
Procambarus clarkii (red swamp crayfish) is the source of this 2417-nucleotide messenger RNA. RefSeq lists its product as uncharacterized. NCBI's taxonomy places the organism in Eukaryota, Metazoa, Arthropoda, Malacostraca, Decapoda, Cambaridae. The record is from RefSeq and is a predicted model, not a curated record.